AGAAGAGGAAGCACGUACAACAGCAAUGGAGGAGGCUCGAAGAAUCGAAGGGGCAGCUGUACUGUUCCACCGUCUCCAAAACAAGCGUCUGCGUCAACAGGAUCUGCUACGACGACUACUAGCCCUUCUUCUGUAAGCUCAAGAACCACGCCUCCGCCUGUGCCUAGCACUCGAGGAGUGGGAUUUUUGGAUAUGACAAGGACCACGAACAGAAUGAGAG
Amoebophrya sp. A25 is the source of this 220-nucleotide messenger RNA. The record is from the annotation of a GenBank genome assembly. NCBI's taxonomy places the organism in Eukaryota, Dinophyceae, Syndiniales, Amoebophryaceae.